Molecule: messenger RNA, 2487 nt
Organism: Erythranthe guttata (spotted monkey flower)
Lineage: Eukaryota; Viridiplantae; Streptophyta; Magnoliopsida; Lamiales; Phrymaceae
Gene: MFP1
Product: MAR binding filament-like protein 1
Cellular component (GO): cytoskeleton
Source: RefSeq, a predicted model, not a curated record
UCUAGAGAGAGAGAGAGGAGAGAGAAAAUCCUAAUGAGGGCAAGCCGCUCUGCUUAUCAUCAUCAUCACUCAACAAAAAUCAAGAAAAGGUGAAAUUAAUCAAUCGACCAAAACCAACAAAUGGGUUCUUCCGUUACGCCGCUCCAUUACUCCGUCUUCUCCAAACCCUCGUCGCCGUGUGUUCUUCAGCCGCCAUUUUUGUUUUCUUCCCCGAGAAAUAAUAAUAAUAAUAAUGGGCUCACCCGGAGAAAGAACAGAGGUUCCGCCAUUUCUUGUUUGAAGCAAGAACAAAACCCACAGGGCGACGAAUUCUGCGACAGAAGGCAGGUGAUGAUUUACAUGGGUACUUUCGUCGCUAUUCCGCUUCUCAAUAUGAGGAGGGCCGACGCCGUUGCAGAAAAUACCGAAUUAAGUACACCGAAUCCGAAACAAGAAGCAGAGGGGAAGUCGUCUCAAAAUCCGUUUCUUUCACUUCUGAAUUCAAUCGGGUUUUUGGGAUCGGGCGUUCUUGCUGCUCUUUACGCAACGAUCAAGAAUGAAAAGGCCACUUCAGAUGCCACUAUAGAAUCUAUUAAUCUUAAACUGAAGGAAAAAGAAGCUGCCAUCACUUUCCUCGAGAAAAAAUUCGAGACGGAUUUAUCAAACGAGAAAGAAGCCCGAAACAAGGCACUUGCUAAAGCAAACGAGGAGAAGCAAUCUUUAUCUAAUCAAUUGGGGCUCGCAAACGGUACAGUAAAAAGCCUCGGACAGGAGUUGCAGAAAGAGAAGAGAUUAAUCGAAGAAAAAACGGCCCGAAUCGAGAUUCUUGAAAACAGCCUCAACAAAGCUUCGAACGAGAAAAGGGAACUCCAAGAACAGUUGAAGGAGAAGCUCGAUUCUAUAGAAGUCUUGCGAGAAAGGAUAAAUCUGCUCUCGUUAGAGAUCAAGGACAAAGAAGACAGUCUUCGGAACGUAAAUUCUAAAUUCGUCGAAAAAGAAAGCGAGUUGACUCAGUUAAGCUCCGUUUAUCAGCAAGCACGGGAUGAAAUAAGCCGUUUGAAUUUGGAGAUUGAACAACUGAAAGAUGUAAUCUUUAAAAAGGAAAAGGAGAUGGAAUUGAAUAAUACGGAAUUAAAUAAACUGAACGCAGAUUUAGCUUCUUCGCGAGCCGAGAUUGAUCAAUAUCGGAAAAAGAUUGAAUCUUUAGUAGAGGAAUACGAUGGGUAUAAGGUGUCGGCGGAAAAGAAGGCGGAUUUAGAUGCCGAGAUUUUACGAGAGAGAGAAAAUGCAAUUCAAGAGAUUGAGGAACGACUUAGAGUUGCUUUGGAUGAUGUGAAUAAAAAUGAAGUCUUGAUUUCUGAUUUGAAUGUCGAAAAGGAGGAUUUAUUGGAGAUUGUGAAGAUUGAGUCGAAAAAUGCGAAGAAUCUUGAAAAAGAACUCGAGGUUGCACGUGAAUCUUUGAACGAAUCGAGACAAGAAGUUGCUGACCUGGCAAAACAAUUGCAAGAUUCGAGAAAAUUGUGCUCGGAUCUCGAAGAAAAUAUUUCGAAUAUUCGGGGCGAGUUAAGCACAACUAAAGAUUCACUAGAAAGGGAUAUUGACGAAACGAAAAAAGUUGUGGAGCUCUUAGCUGGCGAAUUAAAGUCCACGAAGGAACUCCUAAUUGAAUCGACCGAAGCGGCAAAAGUCAAAUCCCAAGAAUUGGCUGCAUUAGUGGCGAAAUGUGAUGGCUUAGAGAAAGAACUUGUGUGGGCUCGUGAGAAAGAAGAUCGUACGGUUCUUGAACUGAACGAAGAAAGGGAAAUCGUGUCUUCUUUGAAGAAAGACUUACGGGUUUUGGAGACUCGAAUUUUUGAAGCAAGUGAGGCACGAAAAAGACUCGAAGAAGAUUUAGAAGCUUCCACUAAAUCACACGACGAGAUUAAUCGAAAUAUAUUAAAUCUUUCGAAGGAUUUGGAGGUUGCCAAUUCUCGGGUUUUCAGCCUCGAGGAUGAGAGAGAUGCGAUUUUGAGGUCACUCGAGGAGCAAAAAGAGGUGUCGAAAGAAGUUAGGGAAAAUUUGGAAGAUGCGCAUAGUUUAGUUAUGAGGCUCGGAAAUGAAAGGGAGAAUUUGGAGAACCGAGGGAAAAAACUCGAGGAGGAAUUGGCUUCUGCGAAGGGUGAAAUACUUAGGCUGAGGAGUGAAAUGAACUCGUUGAAAAGUGAGGGGAGCGAAAGGAACUCGCAGAAAAGUGAGGGGAGUGAAGAGCAAAUGCAGAAAAUUGAAGGGGGAAAUGGCAAAUCGGAUGCUCCUAAAAAGAGGGUCACAAGAAGGAGAAAAGUUACUCCGGUGCAAGAAGAUUCGUAGUGAUCGAAAAAAAAAACGUAAAAAAAAAUAAUCUCGAUUUUCAUUAUUUGUGAAUUGUUUGGAAUUCAACUGGGAAAAAAUUUCAUGGUAACAAAUGCAUUCUUGUAAUAUUGAAUAAUUAGCUAUAUGAGGAAAGUUUGAGGGGUUUAUUUGUAUUGUCAA